This is a messenger RNA of Raphanus sativus (radish), 1259 nucleotides long. Its product is annotated as NEP1-interacting protein 1. The coding region runs from base 390 to 1100 and encodes 236 amino acids. The record is from RefSeq and is a predicted model, not a curated record. NCBI's taxonomy places the organism in Eukaryota, Viridiplantae, Streptophyta, Magnoliopsida, Brassicales, Brassicaceae. The transcript has 3 exons.
UCUCAAGCAGGCGACGACCUAAGGCUAAAUCUUUAAAUGCAAGUAGGUCACACUCACACAUCUGAUCUUCUCUCUUAAUAGCUAAGCAAAGAUUCAUUUCUCUAUUUCUUCCAUCUCCUUACAAAACUCUCUCUCUCUUUCUCUAUUGAAUAAGUUUCACUGCUCUGUUUUGUCUCUGUCUCUCUAUUGAAUAAGCUCCAUUACUCUGUUUUCUUCUUCCUCUUUCUAUUGAAUAAGCUCCAUUACUCUGUUUUUUUUCUUUGUAUCUUUAUUAAAUAAACUCCACUGCUCUGUUUAUUAUUAUAUCUCAACUGAAUAACCCUCCACUGCUCUGUUCUCUUCCUGUUAUAUUCGGAAGGCUUAAUCUUUUUUGGCGUUCUUGAAGAAAAAUGGCAUCUUAUAGAUCCCAACCUGUGGGAUGCACACUCUCGCCGUGUCCCUAUCUCGGUAACUUCGUCGAACGGAUUAAAGACGCAUGUCGUUUCCUCGUCUCAGCUGUUCUAGGCACAGUUCUCUCGGCCAUCUUGACCUUCUUCUUCGCUCUAGUGGGCACAUUGCUUGGAGCAGUCACAGGAGCCUUAAUAGGCCAAGAAACAGAGAGUGGUUUCAUACGUGGAGCAGCGGUUGGAGCCAUCUCAGGAGCUGUUUUCUCCAUCGAAGUCUUCGAAUCAUCUCUUCUUCUCUGGAAAUCUAAUGAAUCGCGUUUCGGAUGCCUCCUCUACUUGAUUGAUGUCAUUGUUAGUCUUAUAAGCGGUAGACUUGUACGAGAACGCAUAGGUCCAGCAAUGCUAAGCGCGGUUCAAAGUCAGAUGGGAGCUGCGGAUGCAACUUUCGAUGAUCUUUCGAGCAUCUUCGACACCGGUGGCUCAAAAGGGCUAACAGUAGAUGCGGUUGAUAAAAUACCCAAAAUCAUAAUCACCGGGAGAAACAGCUUAGAUGCUUCUGGGAACAAAGACUCGUGUUCUGUCUGUCUUCAAGAUUUUCAGCUCGGUGAAACCGUGAGAAGCUUGCCACAUUGUCAUCACAUGUUCCACUUGCCUUGUAUAGACAAUUGGCUCCUCAGACACGGAUCUUGUCCAAUGUGUAGACGUGAUUUGUAAACCUCUCUUCCUUUUCUUACCAUUUUGCACAGUCUCUUUUCUAUAUGGCCGUGUUAGUCUUUUUUUAUAUGUACAAACAAAAUGGAAAAGAAAAUAAGUUUUGAAACUUAGAAAAACUCUGACCAAAUUCAUUUAAUAGAUUGUGUUGGCCUCACCAAA